GGGGCUGCGGUGCUUGGCGAGUGCGUGCGGGUGCGAAGGGGCGUGGGUUUAAGUGUGGGAGGAUGCGACAGGUGGGGAGCACGGGCCUCGCUUUUCUCGGUGGAUGCUAGUCUCAGCCGCUGGUGAGGGACGGUGGGAAUUGGCAUAAGGGGUUAACGUGGCUGCGAGCUGGAUCCCUGAGGAGGAGACCACUCUCCUCAUACCCAGCUGCCCAGGAGCCAGCGUCAGCCAAACCUCGGAGGCCGGGGCGGCCAAACACCUAGCUGCGUUCAGUUGGCGAUACGGACUGAGUGCUGAGAUGAGGACAGUGAAGCACAGCGAGGACAAAUAACCACUAGGAAGAGGAGCCAGGAUUCCCAUCCAGGACACACUGACUCCAUACUCCUCCCUCUGUACUGGCUCUCAUGUAAUCCCCUCCACAGGGGCUCAAGCUCUGCCCUCCCAGGUGAAGCCCUUCAAAUGAGGAGCCAGGAAGAGGAGGGGGUGAUGGGAAUUGAACUUAAAGCCAUGUCCCUGGAUUUAGUGACUUUCACAGAUGUGGCCAUAGUCUUUUCCCAAGAUGAGUGGAAAUGGCUGAAUCUUGCUCAAAGGACAUUGUACAAGAAGGUGAUGUUGGAGAACUACAAGAACCUGGUUUCAGUGGGUCUUUGCCUGUCUAAACCAGAUAUGAUCUCCUUAUUGGAGCAAGGCAAAGAGCCCUGGGUGAUAAAUGGAGAGAUGACAGGAGGCCUGUGCCCAGACUUGGAGUAUAUGUGGAUGACCAAAGAGUUAUCUCAAAACCAGGACAUUUAUGAAGAAAAAUUAUCCCAGGUAAUGAUAAUGGGAAGACUUACAAGCUCUGAUAACCUUGAAUGUUCCACAUUAGGGGAAAACAGGAAGGGUGAAGACCUGUUAGAGAGGGAGCUGGUAAGUCAGCAGCCACAUUUUAGGCAAGAGACAGUCAGUCAUAUAAAGGCACUUAUCGAGAAAAAAGGCCACUCUAACAAAUCCAGGACAAUUUUUCAUCUGAAUACAUUAUCUUAUAUAAAACACAUAUUCCCCGUUGAAGAGAGAAUAUGCAAUUUUGACACAGAUAAGGAAAGCUUAAAAACACAUUCAUUUGUCAAAGAACACAAGCAAGUCUAUGGAGAAAAGAAACUUCUGAAAUGUAAAGACUGUGAGAAAACUUUCAGCAAAAUCUCAACCCUUAUUCUUCAUCAAAGAGUUCACACUGGAGAGAAACCCUAUGAAUGUAUUGAAUGUGGAAAAGCCUUUAGCCAGAGUGCCCACCUUGCUCAGCAUCAGAGAAUACACACGGGAGAAAAACCCUUUGAAUGUACUGAAUGUGGGAAGGCCUUCAGCCAGAAUGCUCAUCUUAUCCAACAUCAGAGAGUUCACACUGGAGAGAAGCCAUAUCAGUGUCGUCAGUGCACUAAAGCCUUCAGCCAGCUUGCACACCUUGCUCAACAUCAGAGGGUCCACACUGGAGAGAAACCCUAUGAAUGUGUUGAAUGUGGGAAGGCCUUUAGUGAUUGUUCAUCCCUCGCUCACCAUAGAAGAAUUCACACUGGAAAAAGACCCUAUGAGUGUGUGGACUGUGGGAAAGCAUUCCGGCAGAAUGCUUCUCUCAUACGACAUCGGAGAUAUUAUCACACUGGGGAGAAACCCUUUGACUGUAUUGAUUGUGGGAAGGCCUUCACAGAUCAUAUAGGACUUAUUCAGCAUAAGAGAAUCCACACUGGAGAGAGACCUUAUAAAUGCCACGUGUGUGGGAAGGCUUUUAGCCACGGCUCAUCCCUGACCGUGCAUCAGAGAAUUCACACAGGAGAGAAGCCUUAUGAAUGUGCACUCUGUGAAAAAGCCUUCAGCCACCGUGGCUCUCUUACUCUGCAUCAAAGAGUUCACACCGGAGAGAAACCCUAUGAAUGCAAGGACUGUGGCAAAGCCUUUCGGCAGAGCACACACCUUGCUCAUCAUCAGAGAGUUCACACUGGGGAGAAACCUUAUGAAUGUAAGGAGUGCAGCAAAACCUUCACCCAGAAUGCACAUCUUGCUCAGCAUCAGAAAAUACACACUGGAGAGAAACCUUACGAAUGUAAGGAAUGCAGUAAGGCCUUCAGUCAAAUCGCCCACCUUGUUCAACACCAGCGGGUUCAUACUGGCGAGAAGCCUUAUGAGUGCAUUGAGUGUGGAAAGGCCUUUGGUGAUGGCUCCUAUCUUGUUCAACAUCAGAGACUCCACACUGGAAAAAGACCAUACGAAUGCCUCGAAUGUGGAAAGGCAUUCAGGCAGAGGGCAUCCCUGAUUUGUCACCAAAGAUGUCAUACAGGAGAGAAACCUUAUGAAUGUAACAUAUGUGGGAAAGCCUUUAGCCAUCGUAAAUCCCUUAUCCUUCAUCAAAGAAUUCAUACAGGAGAAAAACCUUAUGAGUGCCAGGAAUGCAGCAAAGCCUUCAGCCAGAUUGCCCAUCUUACACUGCAUCGGAGAAUCCAUACCGGAGAAAGGCCCUAUGAAUGUAAAGCAUGUGGAAAAGCCUUCAGGCAGAGUGUACAUCUAGCUCAUCAUCAGCGAGUUCACACUGGAGAGUCAUCCUCAAUCCUUCCCUCCUCCUCACCCCCAUACCACCAAGUCCUCUAGAUUCAAUCUCCAAACACCUCUAGAAUCCAUCCACUUUUUCUCAAUCUGUGUCCCAUCAUCAUAGUCCAAGAUUGUUGCAAUAGCAUUACUGCCAUUUUCCCUUUUGCUGUCCUCAAGUACAUAAUUUAAACUGUAGCCAGCUUAAUCUCUUAAAAGUAAAAAUUUGUAUUCAUGUUACUUUUCAAUACAAAACACGUUUUGAAGACUAUGUUAAAUAAUCCAUUUACUCCUUAGAAUAUAAUUAGUGUCGUUAAGGUUAGGGUUGGUUGCCUAACAGUCAUGUUCAGCCACAAGUAAAACGAAACCAGUAGCUCAGGAUUAAGAAACCUGCACAUUUUACAGCAGACAGGGGACUCUUUACUCUGCUCCAGGUAUGAAAGACAAACACAUUCUGAAUCGAAAGAUUCUGAAACACCAGUACCAUGGUGGCUCACUGCUCCCUCUGCGUGAAUAAAUAUGAGGACACAUAGCAUUGUUGAUGAGGAACUCUCUUCACCUGACACUUAAGUAAAACUAGGCCAAUUGGACAAAAGCAUUUGGUAGAAUGUAGGACUAGCCAGGGACAGUAUUUAAAAAAAAAAAAUAAGCUAGAAAACAAAUAGAUUUAUAGCCAUGAAAUAAACUGAAAAAGGUAGUUCAACACCUUGACCUGUAGAAAUACACCACAGACAAUUUCUGAGAUACUUAUAUUGUUCUAGAGUGUAAAAUAAAGCUUCCCAUCUUGUGUGAAACUAAAGACUGAUAGCAACAAAACAUACACUGUAAAUAGCUUAUAAAUGUACAUGUUAAAACAUAGUUAAACUUAUUUCAGAAGUAGAUGUGUAUCUAUAGAAAGACUCAGUCUGGCCAGAGAUGUAAAUUCAUUGAUGUUCCAAUAAAAAUCCCAUAUAUAUAUCUUUAACUUACUUUUUAAAUUUUAUUUAUUUAUUUUUAGAGAGGGGAAGGGAGGGAGAAAGAGAAACAUCAAUGUGUGGUUGCCUCUCACACAUCCCCUGCUAGGGACCUGGCCUGCAACCCAGGCAUGUGCCCUAGAGUGGGAAUUGAACUGGUGACCCUUUGGUUUGCGGUCCAGUGCUCAAUCCACUGAGCCACACCAGCCAAGGCAAAAUCCCAAUAUAUUUUUAAGCUGACAAGCCAGUUCUGACUUCUUAUAGAAUUAUGAUAUAGCAAUGUGGCUAAUUAUAGAUUAGUAUGUGGCUAAUGUAUUGUAUUACUCAUUAUUUGUUAAUUGAGCUCUUAGUAAUGUGCUAGGCACUGUUUUAGGUGCUGAGGAUACAGCAGGGUGGAAAAUGGAUGGAGAAUCAAAUGGGAGAAGACAGAAAAAAGCAGAAAUACACAUGAUGUGAUAAGUAUGUGAUAUGUACCAUCAUGAGAAAUAAUCUAAAGAAGGGGCUAGGGCCCUGGCUGGUGUGGCUCAGUGGAUUUAGUGCCAGCCUGUGAACCAAGGGUCACUGGUUCGAUUCCUAGUCAGGGCAUAUGCCUGGGUUGCAGGCCAGGUUCCUAGUAGGGGGCGCUUAAGAGGCAACCACACAUUGAUGUUUCUCUUCUUUCUCCCCGCUUCCCCUCUCUAAAAAAAUUAAACAAAUAAAUAAAUAAAUCUUUUCAAAAAGAGAAGGAGCUAGGAAGUUGUGAAAGGAAUGCCUUACUACCCCCCAGAACAUGUGGGCAUUAGAGGCAGGGGGGAGGGAAGAAUGAGAGGUAACUAUUGGACACAAAAGGUGUAAUGAUAACAGUCACAAUAGUCCCAAGGCAGAUAGUUAGGACACUUUGAGUGGUGCAGGAAGAGAGAAUUCAUGGUUUAACAAGGGUCAUGAGAGUCUGUUCACUCUUUAGCAAUAGUGGUUGAGAGCCUGGUGAAGGGUUUUUUUUGUUUGUUUGUUUUUCCAAAUUACCACCUCACUGAUAUAUAAUUCACAUACCAUAUAGUUCAGCUAUUUCAAGUAUACAAUUCAAUGACUUAUGUUCAGAGUUGUGUAACCAUCACCACAGUUAAUUUCUGAAUAUUUUCAUCACCCAGAAAGAAAUCCUGUGUCCUUCAGUAGUUCCUCCCACCCCUGGAGUACUCUCACCUGGAGUGCCAGAGCUCUUGGCUUCCAUAAUGACUGCCGCUGACGGCAGUAUAGAGGGCCAUAUGAGGGGACUGGAGCUUUGGGGUGCCCUCUUUACUUUGGCAUGGAAGCUAGAUGGGCAGGCUCAUCCAGAAUGUGUGGAGGUUUUAUAUAACCCCUUAUAUAUGAUAAAAAAAGGAUUCUUCUUUGCAUUGGGAAAAACGGAGUGAUCAGAUGGCUGUGGGACACUUAGCUCUCUGGAGAGACAGUUAUAUCCCUGGCACACUAGAAGAUUAAAGAUGAAUAUGUAAGAUAUUAAUGUACAAGACAAACUUAGAAUAUAAUCUUGGCUUAAAACAUACCUUCUUAAGCACUGCACGUAACCCAGGAGCUGGUUUUUAUGUGGUUUACAUCAGAGUCAAAGUUAAUAAGACAAACAAGAGGCUGAAAGAAAUCAUUUGCAACUAAUAAAGGAAAAUCCUGAUCAAAUCAGUAAUACAUCUGCAACUCAGUAUUAAAAUGGACAAAGCUAACAGCUAGUUCAAACAAGAUGAAAUAAAAACAGCUAAUGAAAAUUACCCAAUACCACUAGUAAUAAGAAAAAUGUAAAAUAAAAGUGAUGAUAUAUCUACUUUUCCCCAAUAAAUUGAUUUUAAAUCACAAAAGAGUGAUAAUACUCAGUUUUGGUAAAUGUGUGAAAAGACAAUGCCAUUGUCACUUAUAUAAGUUGCCAUAUGUGUACAGUGUUUGAAUCAAUAUUCCUCAGAAACCAAAGUAUACAAAGGUAGGUAAUUGUAUAAUGGCCAAAAUGAGUCAGGAACUGAUCAUAGGCAGGAUAAUGGUAAUUAUUGUAUUUGUUUGAUAGAAUUAUGCACUUGUUUAAAAAAUAUAAAUGUGUAUAGAGGCAUAGAAAGAUAACUGUGCUAUCCAAAAUGACAUAAAAUUUUCAGACCUGUAUUCUAGUAUGAACUCAUUAAUUGUGGUAUCAAAAAUAA
Messenger RNA from Phyllostomus hastatus (greater spear-nosed bat), 5659 nucleotides. RefSeq names its product zinc finger protein 470 (gene ZNF470). The transcript has 6 exons. The record is from RefSeq and is a predicted model, not a curated record. Lineage: Eukaryota; Metazoa; Chordata; Mammalia; Chiroptera; Phyllostomidae. Bases 460 to 2616 code for a protein of 718 amino acids. Gene Ontology annotation, molecular function: RNA polymerase II cis-regulatory region sequence-specific DNA binding; DNA-binding transcription factor activity, RNA polymerase II-specific. Gene Ontology annotation, biological process: regulation of transcription by RNA polymerase II.